AUGAAGAUGUUCUGUCGCACUUAUCAGCAGUGUAUCUGUUAUCUCUGCUCUGUGGAGGAACAUAAAGACCACGACACAGUGUCAGCUGCAGCAGAAAGGACUGAGAGGCAGAGAGAGCUCGGGCUGAGGAGACAAACAAUCCAGCAGAGAGUCCAGGACACAGAGAAAGACGUGAAGCUGCUUCAACAGGAGGAGGAGGCCGUCAAUGGCUCUGCUGAUAAAGCAGUGGAGGACAGUGAGGAGAUAUUCACUGAGCUGAUCCCUCUGCUGGAGAAAAGAAGCUCUGAUGUGGAGCAGCAGAUCAGAUCCCAGCAGGAAACUGAAGUGAGUCGAGUCAGAGAGCUUCAGGAGAGACUGGAGCAGGAGAUCACUGAACUGAAGAGGAAAGACUAUGAACUGAAGCAGCUCUCAGGCACAGAGGAUCACAACCAGCUUCUACACAACUACCCCUCACUGUCACCACUCAGUGGAUCUACACACUCAUCCAGCUUCAGGAUCCGUCCUCUGAGGAACUUUGAGGGCGUGACAGCAGCUGUGUCCCAGGUCAGAGGUCGACUACAGGACAUUCUGAGUGAGACAGAGACAGAGAUAUUACAGAUUGUGUCUCGAGUGGAUGUUUUACUGCGACAACCAGAGCCAGAGACCAGAGCUGACUUCUUAGAAUAUUCACAGGAAAUCACACUGGAUCCACACACAGCACACAGACAUAUUUUCCUCUCCUCCAGAGGAAACAGAAAAGUAACAUGUAUGAGUGAAUAUCAGUCUUAUUCUUAUCACCCAGACAGAUUCACUGGUUGGGAACAGGUCCUGAGUAGAGAGAGUCUGACUGGACGUUGUUACUGGGAGGUGGGGUUGGGGGGGAGAGCAGUUGGUGUAGCAGUCACAUACAAGAAUAUUAGCAGAGCAGGAUACUCACAUGAAUGUUUAUUUGGACACAAUGAUAAAUCUUGGUCAUUACAUUGUUAUGGAAACAGAUAUUACUUUCGUUACAACAGCAUCGGGACUCCAGUGUCAGGUCCUGUGUCCUCCAGAGUAGGAGUGUACCUGGAUCACAGUGCAGGUGUUCUGUCCUUCUACAGCGUCUCUGACACCAUGACUCUCCUCCACAGAGUCCAGACCACAUUCACUCAGCCUCUCUAUGCUGGAGUUAUGGUUUGUUGUCCUGGAAUGGAGGCUGAGUUCUGUGAACUCAAAUAG
Molecule: messenger RNA, 1197 nt
Organism: Limanda limanda (common dab)
Lineage: Eukaryota; Metazoa; Chordata; Actinopteri; Pleuronectiformes; Pleuronectidae
Product: tripartite motif-containing protein 16-like
Exons: 3
Coding region: 1-1197 (398 amino acids)
Molecular function (GO): protein binding
Source: RefSeq, a predicted model, not a curated record